UUUCUCCAUACAACAUGGCAAUGCCUGAGUGGCUUCCUAAUUCACUACGAUGACACCUCACAAACAAAACAGCUGUCCAACGGAGUUAUUCGUGGUGUUUUGUGUGUGACCGGCAUUUCAGUAUUUUCCGCAGGUAGACGAAAAAAUUUCCAGAAGCAUGUCUCACGAUAAAAACCAUUAUAUCCUUCCAAACUCCCAACCAAUUGGCGAUUUAGAUUGCAGAGAAGCAUUCGCGAACUUAACUGAAAAAGAAAAGCAAUAUGCUCACUACUUCAGCAAGGCUGCAAACAAUGGUGGGCUUAUUGCGCUAAUACAAUCAAGCCCCGAGUCACCCCUCAUUUUCUCUUUUCUUCAUCGCAUCUUUCUUGCCGAACCAAUAGAACAUUUGAAGCAAAGCGUCUUACAAAAUGGGAUUACUGAAGAAGAAUUUACGGCUUUUCUCGUCUACGCCUGCGGGGUAUUUGCGAAUGCCGGCAAUUAUAAAGGCAUGGGCGAUAGUAAAAUUGUACCCAAUAUAGACGAAUGUAAAUUCGACAUGAUCGUACAACAAACAAAAGCAUACAAGGCAGACCCUUCCAAAAUGGAAGGUCUCUUUAAAAAAAUUCGGAAAGGCAUCUUCGAAUUGAACGAUUCAAAUUUAGUAUUUGGUUUUCCGCCUAACGGUAUAACAACAUAUUGGUCGAGUAACUGUACAAAGGAAGAUUCUGAACUUGUCAAUGAAUGGAUGACUAACAAACGUAUUGAACCGUAUAUGUGCCGAACUUUUAAGACAAUUGAAAACGAAAAGGUGGUGUACGAUGUGCAUUUGGCCUCUAUCGAGACAUCGGAAAAGGAAGGCAUCACUGUACCAGAUGAAGUUUAUAAGGGUUGUGUGUUUCGGGUGACUCGUGGUGACUACUCAAGUUUGCUGCAGUUAGUCAAUGAAAAUUUGGCUCAAGCUCAAAAAUAUGCUGCUAACAAUAAUGAGGAAAAAAUGAUAACACAUUAUAUGAACUGUUUCACAGAGGGCAGUUUAGAUGAGCAUAAGGAAGGAUCAAGGUGGUGGAUAAAAGAUAAAGGGCCAGUAAUCGAAACCUACAUUGGUUUCAUUGAAACAUACCGCGACCCUGCUGGAGGUCGGGCUGAAUUUGAGGGCUUCGUCGCAAUGGUUAAUAAAGAGUCUUCAGCUAAAUUCGCCAGACUAGUUGAGAAAGCCGAAGAUCUACUAAAAUUGCUUCCAUGGAAAUCGCAAUUUGAAAAAGAUUCAUAUUUGCGACCAGACUUUACCUCACUUGAUAUUUUAACUUUUUCCGGAAGUGGGGUGCCAGCCGGAAUCAACAUUCCAAAUUAUGAUGAGAUUCGCCAGGAUGAAGGAUUCAAGAAUGUAUCGUUGGGAAAUGUGCUAGCUAAUGUUAAUAAGAAGGAUCCUAUUCCUUUUCUAUCGGAGGAGGAUCAAGCUCUUUUGAAGGAAUAUAAAGUUAAAUCGUUCGAGGUACAAGUUGGACUCCAUGAACUUCUUGGUCACGGUAGCGGUAAACUUUUCCGCAUAGACGAAGAAGGAGAAUUCAAUUUUGAUCGAGAAAAUACAGUGAAUCCUCUCACCGGUGAACACAUCAACUCAUGGUAUGGACCUGGCGAAACAUACGACACCAAAUUCGCUGCAAUGGGAUCAUCAUAUGAAGAAUGCCGAGCUGAAUCUGUAGGUCUCUACCUAAGUUUGCAAAAAGAGGUGCUAGAAAUUUUCGGUUAUACUGACGAAAAGGAAGUAAGUGAUAUUAUCUACAUCAAUUGGAUGAAUUUGAUUUGGAAUGGAAUGGGUGUAGCUUUGGAAAUGUACAAUCCACAAACAAAACAAUGGAUGCAGGCUCAUAGUCGUGCCCGAUACGUAAUCAUGCGAGUUUUAGUUGAAGCUGGGGAAGGAUUUAUCACCAUUAAAGAGACUGAAGAGGGUAAAAACCUCCUACUCACUAUAGAUCGUAGCAAAAUCUUUACAGUUGGCAAGAAGGCGAUUGAAAAUUUCCUAUUAAAGUUGCAAGUUUAUAAAUCAACUGCCGAUGUUAUUGCUGCCACUAAAAUGUAUGAUUACUAUUCGGAAGUGAGUGCUGAAGGUGAGCAUCCUUGGGCUAAGUGGCGCGAUAUUAUUCUGUUGCAUAAGAAACCACGAAUUAUACUAGUACAAGCCAAUACAGCUAUUAAGGAUGAUAAGGUAGAGCUGGUAACAUAUGAUGCUACCCAUGAAGGGUACAUUAAGUCGUGGAUCGACAGAUUUCCAGAUACUAAGGUGGAUGAUAUCCUAGAAGCGCUCUGGCGUGAGGACAAAAAGUAUUUUGAUAGUUAAACUUGUUGAAAUAUGUUGUAAGGAGUCGACAGUGUAUGGAAAAAUAAGUAUGAGAAUUGUCGAGCGAUGCGAUAAAAUUGGAACUUUUGGAUAGUCUUUAUACAUUUUUGAUUAAAAAUUCUUAGUCUUGAUCUCGUUUUGGAUGUUAAUAUAUCAAAUGAUUCACUAGGUAGGACCAGAAAAAUUGUCAUAAGCCGGAAAUAGAAAGCUGCAAAGGUUUUGUAGAUUUUCUAUAUAACAAUAUUUAUGAAAAGCUUUGGGAUAGCUGAGUGGUUAGAGCACAAGGCUGUCGUACGGAAGGUCGCGGUUCAAAUCUCGCUGGUGGCAGAGGGAUUUGUAUCGUGAUUUGACGUCGGAUACCAGUCGACU
Molecule: messenger RNA, 2686 nt
Organism: Hermetia illucens (black soldier fly)
Lineage: Eukaryota; Metazoa; Arthropoda; Insecta; Diptera; Stratiomyidae
Gene: DppIII
Product: dipeptidyl peptidase 3
Exons: 7
Coding region: 158-2317 (719 amino acids)
Biological process (GO): proteolysis
Cellular component (GO): cytoplasm
Molecular function (GO): metalloexopeptidase activity; dipeptidyl-peptidase activity
Source: RefSeq, a predicted model, not a curated record